UCGUGAUGCACGGUUGAGCUCCCUUGAAGAGCGAGUCUAGAGGAGGAAUCGGAAGCGGCGGCGGCGAGCUCGACUCAGGUUGAUUUAGAAUACGGGUGACAGUGGCCUGGCGCGAGCCCAUUGCUGACGAAAGCGGCUUAUCCCGCGCGGUUUCCAUGGAGACGAGCUGGAGCCGCGGCGGCGGCGGGGCUGUCAGCGAGCGCGGCGGAGCUGGCGCGUCCGUGGGGGUCUGCAGGAGGAAGGCGGAGGCCGGGGCCGGGACCCUCGCGGCAGACAUGGACUUGCAUUGUGACUGUGCAGCCGAAACGCCGGCCGCCGAGCCGCCGUCGGGGAAGAUCAAUAAAGCUGCCUUCAAAUUAUUCAAGAAGAGGAAAUCGGGUGGCACCAUGCCCAGCAUUUUUGGGGUCAAAAACAAAGGGGACGGGAAAGGCUCGGGUCCGACGGGGCUAGUGAGGAGCAGGACCCACGACGGGCUCGCCGAGGUGCUGGUGCUGGAGAGCGGCAGGAAGGAGGAGCCGCGCGGCGGGGGCGACGGCGGCGGGGGCGGCGGGGGGCGGCCGAACCCGGGGCCCCCAAGAGCCGCGGGCCCCGGCGGGGGCUCCCUCGCCAGCAGCUCGGUGGCCAAGUCGCACAGCUUCUUCUCGCUGCUGAAGAAGAACGGGCGCUCGGAAAACGGCAAGGGAGAGCCCGCGGACGCGAGCAAGGCCGGCGGCAAACAAAAGCGGGGGCUGCGGGGGCUGUUCAGCGGCAUGCGCUGGCACAGGAAGGACAAGCGGGCCAAGGCGGAGGCCGCGGAGGGGCGCGCGCCCGGGGGCGGCCUGAUCCUGCCCGGCUCGCUUACCGCCAGCCUGGAGUGCGUCAAGGAGGAGACGCCCAGAGCCACGCGCGAGCCGGAGGAGCCCAGCCAGGACGCCCCGCGAGACCCAGCAGGUGAGCCCGCAGGGGGAGAGGAGGUGCCUGCCCCCGCCGACCGCGCCCCAGCUCGGAGCUGCGGAGAGGCCGAGGGCCCCGCGCGCCCCGGCGACACCGGCGCCCGGGGAGAGGACGCCGCGGGGCAGCGGCGCGCCGAGAAGCCCCGGGCACCCCCCGAGUCGGGGCCCGGGGAGGUCCGCACGGCCGAGGACGCUUCCAGGACGGGGGCCGUUCCAGUAAAGACUGUCCCCCUUGUCGACUCCGAAGGCGGCAGCGGCCGGGCGUCCGCCGCCCCGGACCCUGCCUCGGUCGAUCCACCCUCAGACCCGUCGGCAGAUCGUAUUUGUUUGAUGUUUUCUGACGUGACUUCACUGAAAAGCUUUGACUCUCUUACAGGCUGUGGAGAUAUUAUUGCAGACCAAGAGGAAGAGGCAGGUCCCAGCUGUGACAAGCAUGUCCCCGGGCCAGGCAAGCCGGCUCUCUCUAAAAAGAACCCCGGCGUGGUGGCCUACCAAGGAGGCGGGGAGGAGAUGGCCAGCCCGGACGAGGUGGACGACACCUAUCUGCAGGAGUUCUGGGACAUGCUGUCACAGACCGAGGAGCAGGGACCCGGGCCCCAGGAGGGCGCGGCCAAAGCGGCAGCUGCACUGGAAACCAAGGUGGUGCCCGAGACCCCCAAAGACACCAGGUGUGUGGAAGCGGCCAAGGACGCGUCCUCGGUCAAGCGCAGGAGGCUCAACCGUAUUCCCAUCGAGCCCCAUCCGAAGGAGAAGCCCAAGCACCCGGAGAAGGAGCAGCAGGAGGGCGUCCCCAACAGCGACGAGGGCUACUGGGACUCCACCACGCCAGGCCCAGAGGAAGACAGCUCGAGCAGCGGGACGAAGGCGGCCAUCCCCCGGGAUAGCUACAGCGGGGACGCGCUCUACGAUCUCUAUGCUGACCCCGACGGAAGCCCAGCAACCCUUCCUGGAGGGAAGGACAGCGAGGAGACGUCCUGCUUGUCCCGGUUAAAGCCCGUGUCUCCAGGCACCAUCACCUGUCCACUGCGAACACCAGGCAGCUUGCUGAAGGACUCUAAGAUCCCUAUUAGCAUCAAGCACCUGGCCAACCUUCCAUCUAGCCAUCCCGUGGUGCACCAGCAACCCUCCAGGAGUGAGAUGCCCAGAACAAAAAUCCCGGUUUCCAAAGUGCUGGUCCGCAGAGUCAGCAACCGGGGCUUGGCUGGGACCACCAUCAGGGCAGCGGCCUGCCACGACAGUGCCAAAAAAUUGUGAGGUCUUCCAGGCCACGGUGGACGGGCCAUAUGUCAAGGAAUACAACUUUUCCCAGGAAACCACUAAAGUAAGUUUUGCUUUUCCUAAAGAAAGUCUUUUCGAAACCUCCUGCUCCAGAGCGUGGACCGAGGAGGUCUUUGUGCCCUGAGCAGGGUCCGGAUAACACCAGAAAGAGGGAUGCUACAAUUGGAAUUCUCCUCUCAAGAUAAAUCCGUGAGAAUUAUUUUCAAGCACUUUUUUCUUUUUUACUUUUAGGUUUUUCUUCUUUUUUCUUUAAUGCACUGAACACUUGGAAGUCACCUUUACUUGCCUUUGCAGAAAACAGGACUUAGCCAAACCUAAGUAAGAGUCAUGCCUGGAUGUUGGCAUGAGCCAGUGUCCAGAGGCCUGGAGGAACCACUGAAGAACCAGAGGAGAUCUCCUCUUCCAAGACGUUUCCUUCCUUCCCUUCUUUCCUCUUUCCUUUCCAGGAAAAAAAAAAAAAAGACCCUUUGCUAUAUCACUGUGUGGAAAACAUCUCCAAAGCAGAAACAGCCAGGUAUUUACCUGAUGAGCAGAGGGCACCAUUGAUUGGCAGAAAACUUCCUUACCUUCAGUUGCUAGGUAUGCAAAUUGAUAAGUAUCUAACACUGGGAAAAUAAAGGCGAGUUUUGGUUUGAUUCGUUUGGAUCAUUUGUUUGGGGAGAUAUAAAAGGCUCAGGAGAGCAGGCUUUUGCUUUUUUUGUUUUUUCUUCCCCCCACCCAGUACAGAAAUCAGGAUCAGGGAAAGAUUUUACUAAAUGCCAAUAGAUACAGUAUUUUAGCAUUUAUAAGCUGUAACCUUCUCAUGUGAAGAUAAUGCAUAUUUUACAGUUUAUCCAGCUGUUAACAUUUUGUAAUCAGUCAAUAAUCUAGAAUAUAAAAUCUGGUCUUCGAGCUAAACAUGAUGACGGUCCCCAAACCAUUGCUGUAAUGGGAAGCGAUUCUGGUUUUAUUUUGUAUGUGUUCUCUGGUUCUCAAAAACAAAAACAAAUCUAUUGUGCUGGUGUCCCAGAGGAAUGGCUCUGCCUUGUCUUGGCUAAGAGUCUGUUUCUCACUCCAAACCCCGGUUUUCAGAUAUUUUUUUAAGCUUGAUUAUAAAAUUUUGGAUUCAACCAUUCCUCAGUCUGGCGAAUGCAAAAUGAGGAACCCAUAAAGAAAAACAAUAGAAAGAUAUAGCUUUUCAUAUCAUUUGUUUUUUGCUUUAUAGACUUAUGAUGAAGACAAGUGUGUUCAGAAUAUGACACUGGCAAGCUUAUGUAUUGUAAACACCUUAUGCCAAGAUUUUUUUUGAAAAAUGGUUUGCUUCUAUGUAUGUUUUCUAAUAUUUCAGAUGAAACAUUUAUUUUAGAAAGGGCUAUUAUAUGCCUAGAUAGUUUGAAUGAUAAACUGAAGCAGUUCCUAGAAUGCUAUUAGUGUCUGAUGAUGAAAUUAAUAUCCUUUUUGAAAUACACUUCAGUGUAUUUAAUCAAAAGACCAGAGCUUCUACUAGGAGGUGAUUCAUCAUACCAGAAAGAUUAUGAAUAUUCAAGUGAAACUACACAUAUGUAAACGACAUGAACACUUCUGUAUAAGUCUUAUUUCCAGAGAGAUUGCAUUAGUAAUGAACUCUUGUUACAUGCUUUUAAAGUUUCUUUUCUGUUUUAUAAAUGAAAGAAUAAGGCAAGUUAAAUAUAUGAAAACCUAUUUUAAUAAUAUAAAGAAAGUAACGAAAUAAAUGAGCAUCAAAGGAAAGCAAAUGUGAGCCAGUAGCAGAAAGUAGGCCAUUCCCCAUUUUAAAUUUGCAAUGGUUCCAUUAGGGGAGAUUUGCUGAAUUUCUUGAUUAGUCCUAUGACUGGCUUUUAUUGCAUUGUCUCAGAUCCAUAAUGUUACUUCAAAGUAAUCUUUUAAUAUUUAAUUUCUUUAUGUAUGUAGAUGAGGCCCUGUAUGCAGACAUAGCCUUAAGCAUUCUGAACACACUACCAAGAAUUCAUAUAAGCAUCUCACACUCACGUGCUCAUGCACUCAACUGUGUGCAGACUAACAAAGACAUCUACUCUAGAUUUGGAAAUUAUUUUUGAAAUUAUUUCUGUCUUAAACAUGGGAUUUAAAUUUGAUUUCAUGAUGCUGGUACUAUUUAGAGUCAAAAUACAUUCAUUCAUCUUUCCCUAGUGGAUAGAGAAAAUAUAAAUUUUAUUCCUUGCUGUAAAACAAAGGAUCUUGAUUCCCUGGUUGUACAUUUUCCUGCAAGGGUUAUAUUCCCCUUUGCAUGAAUCCAUGGCAAAGUUUUGUUCGUUCAUUUGUUCAAUUGUACAGGAAAGUUAAGAAUACCUGAAAAACUUAAGAAACAUAUUGCCUUUCCUAUUACAAUAUUCUCAUAAGUUUUUCAGGCAAAGGCAGUAUGUCUCUUAAGCACUAGAAGAAAAGUUGUUGCUUUCACAAUUGUAGGACUUAUUUCUCCAUUUACACCAUUAUGCUGUGUCUCUUCUUUAUAAGUAAAGGAGCACGUGAGCACAGUUUAUCUUAAUUUCCACUGGCCUGUCAAUUAACCAGUUAUAAAAGAUAUACAAUAUUUUCUUUUGAAAUUUAUAUUUUCCACUUUUUAUUACCCUAUAUUUUAAAGAAUUGCACCCACACGAAUCAAAUAAAGGAUUUGGGCAAUGAAUUACACAGCCUUAAUCACUUGAUUGGAAAUCCCUGAAGUGGCAGGAAGAGUGAAUUCUCAACUUUUUCCAGUCAUAAAAAAGGGAUCAUGGUUGCUUUCUUCUGCCAAGGGCUACUUUCUCUUAUUAGUAUUCAUGGAGAUUGUUGUUUUUUUCAAGAAUUUUCCUAGAUUUACAUUCCAAUUUUUAUUAAUACAUUAUCUAAUGACCUUGUGAAGAUUAUUCAGACCCGUAUCUGCAGAUUUUUAAAGGGAAGGAUUGGAUAGAGGCUAAUUAUAUCUUUCCCAUGUAUGUAUAUUUUAAGAUAUUUAGUUGAUUGACUUCCUUUGGUUGAAAAGCUGCCCAAAUUAGACAGGAAAAAGCCAAAUCAAUUGUUGGACGAGAAUUUAUCAGUUGGUUUAAUAGCUCUGCACAAAGACAGCCUGACUUUAAUGUCUAUAAUACGCAUACAAUGUUAGCUGAAACACUCUGCUUUAGUACAGAUGGUGGUUGAUGCUUUUAUCCUGCCAUUAGCACCAAUUGGGAGAAAUUUUACUUCAGCAUUUUAAAUAAUCACAAGCAGGAGUAGAUUUUUAUUAUUUCACCUAAUAACAACAAUAGAAUAUAAGAUACAAAGGACUUCCUUUAGGUACAUUUUCCACAAAUUAUCUGCUUAUUUAAAUACAAAAUAUUUAAUAUCUAUGAAAGUGAUAGCUUACUGAGUUUAAAGAAUUUAUUUCUUCAUCUCAGAGGUAAUCUCCCAAGUAUUUGCAAUUAAACAGUAUGCAAAUAGCCCUUUGCUUACACAAUUAUCCAGGUAAAAAGACGAUUUCAGGUGUUGAGAUUUCUUUGAAUUUUCUAAGAGUUUUCAUUAUUUAUGCCUUUGUCAGAUCAAUUGUAAAGGGGACUCUUGACUUUAGCUUGGUAUGAAGAGAUUGGCUCAUGCAGCUCGUGUCUCCUAAGUGUCCAGACAGCAGUGAUAGGACACUUCACAUGACGCUAGCAUGUUUGCUCCGUCCGCGUGGGGGAAUGCAUUCUCUGCUGUCAGUCAUUCUAAAUUUCUCUCUCAAAUUACAAACAUAUGGAUUUGGCUCCCCUGAUGCUUGGCUUCUACUGAGACCUGUUCCAGGACAUUCACAUAUGCUUUGAUCCCACUCUCACUGUUAAGAAAUAAAUUCAAGAAGGUUUUUGCAGUUAAACAUAAGGCAAAUGCAUCACAAUUGCCUCACUCAUCACUGAGGAAAGCUAGUUUAAAGUAUCUGAGUGAAAUAAGAGGAGAAACCCAAAUACCUCACCUAACCCAGUUUCCCAUUCCCCUCCUCCAGGCAGAGCAAGGAAUGAAUGGAACAGUUCUUAAUUGUAAAAACUCAGCCUUAUAAAAUUUCAAUUCAUUACACACAAAAAAUGUUUAUGAAACGGUUUGGGACCAAAGGGAUGGAUAGUAGGUUAGAUGAGUGUUUUAUAGAGCCUGCGUGGGAAAGCAAAAGGCAAGUGUGGACUUCACAGGCAGAAGCGAGCUGUAACACUGUCAGUGUAGUGAGUGUGGCUCCUCACAGGCGGCCAUUGAUUGUGAGACUUCAUCUUGCUCUGAAGAUUUCCUGGUGGCUGUCAUGCGUUGCUUCUGAAAAGCCUUGUACUGUGGUAACGGUUUAAAGGAGACAGUUUGCUGCAACAAUAGCCACGUCUAAGGAAUGUUAUUAUCUCACUGCAGAUGAUGUUUGUAAGAGGUGAUUCAGAAUGAUAGUUUCAUGAUUAUGGAAAGGAGUUCCUUCUCAAACUGCAAAAGGAAAGAUGAACAUAGUCACAAAGCCUCCAGAACUGAAAUUGGACACCUUUUAUGAUUGAAAUGUACUUCAAUUCAAUGCAACACAUAUUUAUGGGGCAUACACUGUUUCUAAUACGUAUAAAACCCAUUCAGUUUGGAGCUCACACCUGAGUUGUGCUGUAACUGGAUUUUCUUAAUAUUCAUUAAAAACACAAAACAAUUUUAUUUUACCUUUUAUUUUGUGUUUGCAGUUGUUGCUUAUAGUUUGUGGGGUGGAGCAGAGUGGUGUGAGGUUGAAGAAAGGCACUAUGAAUUAAGCCACAGAAAUGCCUCUAAAAAAUAGUAAAUGUAACAAUGGUUAAAUUCAUUGGAUUCUUAUUAUGUGUCAGGCGCUGCAAGGAGAUUUAGAAAUAAUGACUUAGUCCUCUUAACAGCCAUAUGGGGUAGGUAAUAUUAUCUCCCUAGCACGACAGCUUCAAUUCACCCUUUUGGUUUCUGUCCCUUUCCAUCUCUGUCUCUCUCUCUCUUUUCCCCUGGUCUCUAGGACAGGGAUAUAAAGUCUUUAGUGAUUUUCAGUAACUGAAGAGCUGAGAACUGCUUAAUGUCAUUGUUAGCUCACUUCUGAUAGAAAGAGCCACCCCAUGUCCAUGCAGCUGAAAAUUAGUUUUGUGUCUGAGAUGAUGGUGCUCACAAUCAUGUACAGGGAACCGUGCCGCUGUGCUAUGCUGAGCAGGCAAACAUUGGCCUUCCCUUGGAGGGAUCCUCUUCUCUUAGGAUAAACGUGGGAAGUACAGACGGAAAUGUCUUCUGUUGUCACGGCGAUGCUGCCUCCCGAUAGGCUAUCAUUCAUUCCAAGCAUGUUUGUUUCAUUUGCAUUUUUUCCUACCUUAAACCCAGUCUCAGUGGGUUCUCGGUGGUCUAGGCAUAUGUGUGUGUGUUUUAAUUGUAGUAAGAAUAUUGAAUAUGAGAUGUACCCUCUAUAAUCUUUUUUUUUUUUUUUUUUUUUUUUUUUUGAGAUAGAGUCUCACUCUGUCACCCAGGCUGUAGUGCAGUGGCGUGAUCUCGGCUCACUGCAACCUCCGCCUCGAGGGUUCAAGCAAUUCUCCUGCCUUCGCCUCCCAAUUAGCCGAGACUACAGGCAUGUGCCACCACGCAUUUGUAUUUUUAGUAGAGACAGGGUUUCACCUUGUUGGCCAGGCUGGUCUCAAACUCCUGACCUCAAGUGAUCUGCCCGCCUCAGGCUCCCAAAGUGUUGAGAUUACAGGCCUAAGCCACCGUGCCCAGCCUACCUUCUUUAAGUUUUAAGUCCACAAUACAGUAUUGUUAACCAUUGACAAAUGCUGUACAGCCAAUCUCCGUAACCCACGCAUCCUGUGUAACUGGAACUCUGUGCCCACCAAGCAGCAGCUCCUCAUUUCCGCCCCCAGCCGCCCCUGGCAACCAUCAUCCGCUCUCUGCUUCUAUGAGUUUGGCUAUUUUCGGUCCCUUAUAGAAGUGGAAACGCGCAGUAUUUGUCCUUCUGUGACUGGCUUAUUUCAUCGAGCACAGCGUCCCCCAAGUUUAUCCAUGCUGUUGCAUAUGGCAGGAUUUCCUUCAUUUUUCAGGCUGAGUAACAUUCCCUUGUAUGUAUACGCUGCAUUAAAAAACCCAUUCACCACUGGCAGGCAUUUAGAUUAUGUCCACGUCUUGGCUAGUGUGAGUAACGCUCCAAGGAACGAGGGAGUGAAAAUAUCUCUUUAAGAUCAUGAAUUCAGUGUUUUGUUUUGUUUUUACAUAUUUUUUUACAUAAAUACCCAGAAGUAGAAUUACUGGGUCAGUCAUACGGUGAUUCUAAUUAAAAAUAGAGUUAUUUUUAAUUUUUGGAAGAACUUCUGUACUGCUUCCCACAGUGAUUGUGUGUCUGUUUACAUUCUUACCAAUGCUGCACAAGGACGCCAAUUUCUCCACUCUUUCCCAACUUGUUAUCUGUGUGGUUUGUUUCAAUGACAGCUGUGUGAGUUGUCUCUUGCUUUGAUGCAAUUGUGAACUUCGGAAAUAAGCACCUGGUUCCUUUAAAAGCAGUCCAUCCUAUGUUGUGUCUACAGCCAUUGAAUCCUGGCCUACAUUUUCUGAUUCAUUAACUCAUUCCACUAAUAGCUAUUGAAGACCGUCAACAAGUCAGUCACUGUGAAGAUAAGUAUUUUAUGUUGAAAUCUACUUACAUAUCCUGUAUGUUUACUAUGGUGUCAGGGAGGAUGCUCUGUGCUUUUUUUUUUUUUUUUUUUUUUUUCACAUUGUUAUCUUUACUGUUCACAAGAACCAUGUAAGGUAGGUAUUGGUAAAAUGGGGUAAUUUUGGAAAUUCUUCAAUAAUCAAGUAGAAUAACUUUUUGCUCUAUGUAAGAAGAUAUGUUUUAAAUAAGAUAGAGGCUAGGUUUCUGGUUAUUUGAGACAUAUUGUACUUUAUCAGAUACUCUCAGACCUGAAUCAUUUAGUAAACUAAAGCAGAAACACUAAAAAUACCUGGUUCAAUAGCACAGGGGCACAGAGCAGACACGCAGAAAACGCUUGUUCGCUUGCCCUGAAAUGGCUCCGGGUGGCCUGAAAGAAUUAAUGAACCUUCUCAAAUAUCUACGUUACAACCAUUGGUUCCCACUACACAUUUAUUUCUAAAUAAAGGAGGAGAAACUCUAGCAAAGUAAUAUUGAACAUUUUCAUUUCUUCCAGGAUAAAUCUUACUGAACAUGGAGGAUCCGAUAGUGGUAGGUCUAUCAGGAAUAUCAGGGAAAAUGCUUUUGAUGUUGUAGGCAGAGUAAAUUCCUGUCAUUUGUACUUGACCCCAGCUGCCGAGCAAGCUCACUGCGAGCUUCAGGUUUUACCCAAGUUAUUUAUAUAAAGUAUCUCGGUGUAAUCGAGGGAAUUGUAGGUUAUUUGAAAAUAGUAACAAAGAAAACCCAAAUGAGAAACUCCAUUUCUAUAAUUAGUUUUCCUGAAAGUCAGGCGUGUCUUUGAGGACAAGCUUUUGGCGGUAUUAUUUUUGUGCACAGGAGGAAAAUUGUUAGUAGGUUUAUAGAUAUUAUUUUUAUAAUAGAAUGUUAAACCCCUGAAAAACAUCAAAAAUUGUCUCCUAGAACUAAUUCUAUGUUUUAAAAACUUGUUUUAAAAAAAGGAUUCUACAUAGCAAUAGGGUCUUUUCUCCUUUCUCCACUCCAGUGGUUUAAUGGGAUAGAGGAAUCAAUGUUUCUAUUUUUAAACCUGUAACUAUUUUAUUUUGGAUAUUUUGUAUAUUUGUUGAUGUGAUUCCAUUUUGUGCAUAUGUACCAUUGUGCAUGUUGCUGUUUUUGAUAGUCACUCUUUAAAUGAAUGUAAGAAGCUUGGACUAAUAGCACUUUUCAUGUUCCAUUCAAACAUCUGAAAAUGAAACUACAACACUGCCAUUUUAAUUGUUGUGUUUAAUUCAGUCAAUAAAUUUUGUUGCUCCUUUGCAUUUAAAGUGAA
Saimiri boliviensis boliviensis (Bolivian squirrel monkey) is the source of this 10066-nucleotide messenger RNA. RefSeq names its product APC membrane recruitment protein 2 (gene AMER2). The record is from RefSeq and is a predicted model, not a curated record. Gene Ontology annotation, biological process: regulation of canonical Wnt signaling pathway. NCBI's taxonomy places the organism in Eukaryota, Metazoa, Chordata, Mammalia, Primates, Cebidae. Gene Ontology annotation, cellular component: plasma membrane. Gene Ontology annotation, molecular function: beta-catenin binding; phosphatidylinositol-4,5-bisphosphate binding.